Salvelinus fontinalis (brook trout) is the source of this 5302-nucleotide messenger RNA. RefSeq names its product trace amine-associated receptor 13c-like. The record is from RefSeq and is a predicted model, not a curated record. NCBI's taxonomy places the organism in Eukaryota, Metazoa, Chordata, Actinopteri, Salmoniformes, Salmonidae. Gene Ontology annotation, molecular function: G protein-coupled receptor activity. The transcript is spliced from 3 exons. Gene Ontology annotation, biological process: G protein-coupled receptor signaling pathway. Gene Ontology annotation, cellular component: membrane. Bases 503 to 1696 code for a protein of 397 amino acids.
GGGAAAGAGACUGGGAGAGAGAAGCUGCUGUGUGUGGACUAGCUUGCAGCUGCAAUUGUGGAAGAGGGAGAAAGCGUGCUCAUGUGAGAGAGACUCAGAGACUACUAGAGAGAGAGAGAGAAAGCAAAAGAGGUUGAGAGAGAGUGAGAGAGAGACAGACAGAUAGAGAAGGCUGAAACACAGAGAGUGAAGUAAAUAAAGAAUUCAAGAAAGACAGUACAGUGACGCAGUGCUUCUCUGUCUACUGUAGGUGUACGAAUUCUGUGGAGGCAGCGUGAUACAAGGACUAUACAUUUCCUGUCUCCUAUCAGCCGGAUUUACUCCGAAAAGGGCAUCAAUCACCAUUGGACCAUAAACUUCUCCACAAUAUUGCAGCCACUAAAGGUGGACUUUUAACAACUGCAGUGACAAUGCAGGAGCAUCUCUCAGUCCAGCAGAUGGGCAGCAGGAGCACAAAGUUCUCCUAGUAGUGAGGUUUGUCCUGGGCCUCGUCCGGACUACCAUGACUGACCUCCUGGCCAACCUGAGUGUUCCAUGGGGCACACAGGCGAUUGUGUGCCCCAACCUGACAGCAGCAGCCAUGGUUGUGCCGGGGUCAGGCAAGUCUCUGGCCCCCUUCUGCACCUUCUGCUGCUGUGGCCUGCUGAACCGUACCCUGGCCGUGAUGUUUAUGGUCAGUCUGGCCUUCGCCAUAGUGGUGGGCAACGUGGUCACGGUCACCGUCUUCAUGCAGACAAGACAGGUCCGCACACCACAGGGAUACCUCAAAGUCUCUCUGGCCAUAGCGGACAUGAUGGUUGGAGUGCUGGUGGUUCCUUUCUCUGUCUACACUGAGAUCUCUCUGAUGGUGACCAGCUCCCCUCCUGUCUGGUACCAGGGGGGCACUGACCCCUCCAUGGGGGGCCUGGUGGGACCCUGGCAGCCCUGCAUGCUGAUUGGUCCAGUCUUCGCUGGCUGUACGUUUGUCUCCAUCAGUACUAUUUUCCUGAUGACGGUAGAGCGCUGUGUGGCCAUCUUAUGGCCCCUACAUAAGGACCACCUGGUGACACGGAGACGCACCCUGUUUCUCAUCCUCUUCUCCUGGGCAGGCAGUUACCUUCUGGCCCUAGCCCCCCUCAUCCUCAGCAACAACUUCACACUGGAGUACAGUGAGUGCAGCCGGAUGUGUAACUAUGUCCCCCUGUGGGAUGGAGUCACUCUGCCCUCUGACGCCAACAUCCUCCUGCUGUUCCCCGUGUUUGACUUUACGCUGCUGGGCGGCACCCUGGUAUUCAACAUCCUGUCCUUCACCAGCAUCCGCCGCUACACACGCAAACGUAAGCUUAUGUCAGAGGGGAAUGUGGGGGUCGAGGGAGGGGGAGGCGGCUGCCAACAUAGACCCUCCUUCUCUGACAUCAAGGCCGCCAAGACGAUCAGCAUUCUGACGUUUGCCUUCACGGCUUCCUUCACCCCCAUCGCUGUGUUUGUGCUGGGCAAUGUGGUGGGCUUCACCUGGUGCAACUUCUCCUUUGUAGCCUUCUGGAUCCUGACUGGGAACAGCUGCUGUAAUGUGAUAAUAUACAGUGUGAGAGACCAGCGCUUCAGGAAAGGAGUGACUCUGCUUUUUCAGAGGGAGCACUCCCCUUCCCACGGGGAGAAAGGCGGAGCUACCCCCCCCACUCACCUUGUGACUACAACCCCAACCCCACCUCCUUAAACUAUUUUGAAAAGACAACCAGUGCCCUUUUCUUUAACUUUACUAUGGAGAGAGGGAUUUAAUCGGCAUUUAACUUCAGGUAAAAAAAAAAAAGCUUAUUUUUUCCCCCCACUGUGUCUAAAUACUGAAACAUAACUGUAGCUAACCUAUGCGGUAUCUAGUAGUUGCCAGCUAUUCCCAGCAUCUUUUAAAUCAUAUGACUCAAGCUGUCUCAUUGGACGAGGUGAGAUAUCUGUGGGGGAUAUCUUAAUAACAUGCACUUUAUCAUAGAGAUGUAAAUAAUGUAUGGUUUCAUUUGUUUUGUGACAUGUUUUGUGACUGUCCAGAAACAUGUUAAUUUUGCACAAUUUUCUCUAUAAUAGCGUUUCUUUUUUCUAUAAUACCAUUAUAGUCAUGAGGAUGGCGUAAUCAAAUGUGAGUGAAUUAAUUGUGAGAAUGUUUUGAAUCUAAAUGAAGAGAGAUGUUGAUGUUUUGUACAGUUAUGGGCAAUUCGACGGGUCCGUGAUCUGUACUACACAGAAAUGCAUGAUUAUGGAUAUGAAUGUCAUUCUCUUCAAGGUGAUGUAUCCUAAAUAGGUACAGAAAGGUUUACAUAUGCAAUAUCUUCUUUUGCAUAUUUGGGUAUUAUUCUACACACGGGCUAUUAUUUUAAUGAGCUCUGCCCCCAAACAAGACCAAAUUAAAUCUGAACCAAUCAUAGAUGUCUUUGUUUCACAAGUUUAGACAUCAAAGUACAGCAGAGCACAGUAGAGUAGAAUACAGCACUGUAGAGUAGAAUACAGCACUGUAGAGUAGAAUACAGAACUGUAGAGUAGAAUACAGCACAGUAGAGUAGAAUACAGCACAGUAGAGUAGAAUACAGCACAGUAGAGUAGAAUACAGCACAGUAGAGUAGAAUACAGCACAGUAGAGUAGAAUACAGCACAGUAGAGUAGAAUACAGCACAGUAGAGUAGAAUACAGCACAGUAGAGUACAGUACAGCACAGUAGAGUACAGUACAGUACAGCACAGUAGAGUACAGUACAGUACAGCACAGUAGAGUACAAUACAGCACAGUAGAGUACAAUACAGCACAGUAGAGUACAGUACAGUACAGUAGAGUACAGCACAGUACAGCACAGUAGAGUACAAUACAGCACAGUAGAGUACAGCACAGUAGAGUACAGCACAGUAGAGUACAGCACAGUAGAGUACAGUACAGUAGAGUACAGUACAGUAGAGUACAGUACAGUAGAGUACAGUACAGUACAGCACAGUAGAGUACAGUACAGUACAGUAGAGUACAAUACAGCACAGUAGAGUACAGUACAGCACAGUAGAGUACAGUACAGUACAGCACAGUACAGUACAGUACAGCACAGUAGAGUACAAUACAGCACAGUAGAGUAGAAUACAGCACAGUAGAGUAGAAUACAGUAGAGUAGAAUACAGCACAGUAGAGUACAAUACAGCACAGUAGAGUACAAUACAGCACAGUAGAGUACAAUACAGCACAGUAGAGUACAGUACAGUACAGUAGAGUACAGUACAAUACAGCACAGUAGAGUACAAUACAGCACAGUAGAGUACAAUACAGCACAGUAGAGUACAGUACAGCACAGUAGAGUACAGUACAGUACAGCACAGUAGAGUACAGUACAAUACAACACAGUAGAGUACAAUACAGCACAGUAGAGUACAGUACAGUACAGUAGAGUACAGUACAGUACAGCACAGUAGAGUACAGUACAGCACAAUAGAGUACAGUAGAGUAGAAUACAGCACAGUAGAGUAGAAUACAGCACAGUAGAGUACAGCACAGCGCAGUAGAGUACAGUAGAGUACAAUACAGCACAGUAGAGUACAAUACAGCACAUUAGAAUACAGCACAGUAGAGUAGAAUACAGCACAGUAGAGUAGAAUACAGCACAGUAGAGUACAAUACAGCACAGUAGAGUACAAUACAGCACAGUAGAGUACAGUAGAGUAGAACACAGCACAGUAGAGUAGAAUACAGCACAGUAGAGUAGAAUACAGCACAGUAGAGUAGAAUACAGCACAGUAGAGUAGAAUACAGCACAGUAGAGUAGAAUACAGCACAGUAGAGUAGAAUACAGCACAGUAGAGUAGAAUACAGCACAGUAGAGUAGAAUACAGCACAGUAGAGUACAGUACAGCACAAUACAGCACAGUAGAGUAGAAUACAGCACAGUAGAGUAGAAUACAGCACAGUAGAGUACAGUACAGCACAAUAGAGUACAGUAGAGUAGAAUACAGCACAGUAGAGUACAAUACAGCACAGUAGAGUACAGUACAGCACAGUAGAGUACAGUACAGCACAGUAGAGUACAGUACAGCACAGUAGAGUACAGUACAGCACAAUAGAGUACAGUAGAGUAGAAUACAGCACAGUAGAGUAGAAUACAGCACAGUAGAGUAGAAUACAGCACAGUAGAGUACAGCACAGCACAGUAGAGUACAGUAGAGUAGAAUACAGCACAGUAGAGUAGAAUACAGCACAGUAGAGUACAUCACAGUACAGUAGAGUAAAGUAGAGUACAAUACAGCACAGUAGAGUACAAUACAGCACAUUAGAAUACAGCACAGUAGAGUACAGUACAUCACAGUAGAGUACAGUACAGCACAGUAGAGUUCUGUACAGUACAGUACAUUCUAGUGUACUCAACUGUAGUAUGCUCUACUGUGUACUGUACUAAACUGUACUCUACUGUACAGUACUGUACUGAACUAUACUCUAUUUUUCUUUACUGUACUGUUCUGUACUAUACUGUGCUUUGUGACUACUAUUUCAAGGCACAAGGCAAUGUUUCUUAAACUUACAGAAGGCAGAAACAUUUUCCAAAAACGAAAUAUGUGUUGAUAUUAGUUGGCAGGGGUCUUUACAUCAACAUUAUUGUGUUUUGAUGUAUUCUGAUACCUUUUUAAGUAUUUUUCUGGUAGCUGUUUUCUAAGCCCCCUUUUCCAGAAAAUCAAAACACUUGCUUAUUCCUAAUUUCUAGGACAGGAAAAAGGUUCAACAAUAUAUAUAGACUCUUAGCUUUCAUUUGACACCCAAUUUGACAUUCUCCUAUGACCUUCACAUGUUGGUGUUCAUGGGUCCAUUCACAUAAAAUGUACCUUAUUCAUCUCAUGGAUGCCAGUGUACACACGGAAAAAUGAAUAUGAACGGUACAACAAGCAAAAAUGAGUACAAAACAUUCUAAAUUCACUGAAAUAGACAAAACGAUUCAGAUGCCUUAUCUUAUGUUUUGAGAGUGAAUGACCCACAAAGACCAAAUCCUCUGUUUAAUCUUUUCUGCUUAGCGGCUGUUAAGUUACACCAUUAAAUGGGCUACAUUUAUAUCUGAAUAUUCUCAUACCAUUAUAUGUUGUUUAUAACAUUAUUAUUAUUCAAGGAAAAACAUGCUCAAGAUAUUUACAGCACUUAUACAAUGUUGAUCGAAUAAAUGCAAAUCAAUUUAUUUAAAUUCAAAUCAUAUCUAACUCAAAAUGACAUGACUUAAAGUAAACAUGCUGAUAAACAUUUUGUAGCAUUUUCAAUAAACAUCACCCAAAGAAAUCAGGAUCAUUUCCAUAUGAUCUGUACUAAAAAGCUGUUUUGGUAC